Messenger RNA from Ascochyta rabiei, 1935 nucleotides. RefSeq lists its product as uncharacterized. Bases 1 to 1935 code for a protein of 644 amino acids. The transcript has 2 exons. Lineage: Eukaryota; Fungi; Ascomycota; Dothideomycetes; Pleosporales; Didymellaceae. The record is from RefSeq and is a predicted model, not a curated record.
AUGACCAAAUCCGUGGCGACCGCGACCGCGGUACCGGUAGACCUCGAGGUUGGAGGAAGCAGGGACCAGAUCGCCGCCAGUGGAUCGGCCUCAUUCACCCCAGACGACACCCCUUCGAAAGCCGCAACACCACGGACAAGCCUCGAGUUCGAGGACCGGCCUUCACGACUCUCAUUCGUGGUAAAGACAUGGAGAAAGACCGAGGAAAGGUUACCCGCGCCCGUCACGCGAUGGAGCCGUAAAGCGAUGGCAUGGAUCAAGGGUCCGGAAGCACCUGAGUUGCACCGCAUCAACCCCCUGUUCGAGCCUAUACAGACUCUCCCUGCGCGUUUAGUUGCGCGUCUGCCCAAGCCGGUGCGCUUUUGCCUUUUCGUAACUGCAUUCGUAGUCUGGGCAGUGCUCUUUGGAGUUAUCAUCAGCGAUUACAGCUUGCCUGCGAAUCUUGCGGGCUAUGGAGCGCCAGUCAGGUUGGGCUGUACUGCGCAACUAUGGCCUAAUGCGCAGAGCUGCGGUGUAGACGGACGAAACUGCCUUCCUUUCGACAACUCUGCGUUCGCGUUCAACUGCCCGGCAGACUGUGCAGGUACCCAAGUCUUGAACCCUCGUGCGAUCGGUAACCAGUCGAUUGUUUAUCGAUCGUUGGUGGUGGGAGGUACGUCGAAUACCUCAGACGAUGACGCGCUUGUAUAUCGUGGUGAUUCGUUCAUUUGCGGGGCAGCCAUACAUGCAGGCGUCAUCAGUAAUGGAAGAGGCGGCUGCGGAGUCGUCUCUCUCAUAGGAGAGCGGAGCGGCUACGGUUCGAGCAACAGGAAUGGCAUCUCGAGCGUUGGGUUUGACUCGAGCUUCCCUCUGUCGUUCGACUUCAACCGAACAGAGACUGUGCUGAGUGCUUCAGACAAGUGCCGAGACCCUCGAUGGGAUCUUCUUAUCUUGUCUACUAUCUUCACAGCUCUGUUUGCUCUCUUUACGUCUAGUCCUGCCACGUUCUUUGCACCGAUUUUUGUCAUCAUCUUCUUUCAGAUAGCCAUGGCCUCCGAUCCACCCUCGUACUCCAACUACCCGUCGCUGGCUUCUACAACACUCGGACGCUUCCUCCCGGCGGCGUUUGUGGCUGCGUUGAUAUAUCGGUUCAGCAUUGGCAAAACUCUGCUCAACUGCAGAGCGCACAUGGAGAAGACGAUCCUUUGGGUGGGUGGGUGCUGGGUUGGGGCACUGGGCAACUACACCUUCGAGCAGAUUCCCAUCCAACGGCUCACAUCGCAUGACCUACAUCAACAGCCUGGCGCCAUCACCGCAUUGAUCAUCAUUGUACUCGUCCUUUUUGCCAUUGUUCUGUAUCAAGCUUGGUGCUUCAGGACGGAAAGGCGUCUUCCCAGGAUGCUAGGGUUGUACGCGAUCCUGGGGACUGGUUUACUCAUCUGCCUUGGUAUUCCAAAGCUGAGCCUGAGAAUACACCAUUACAUCCUUGCUUUGCUGCUGCUCCCGGGCACUUCCAUGCAGACGCGGGCCAGUCUUCUCUGCCAGGGUAUCUUAGUCGGACUGUUCAUCAACGGCAUCGCACGCUGGGGGUUCGAUCCUAUCCUGCAAACAGCUGCAGCGUUGCGAGGCGACGCACAGCUCGGCUCUGGCGUACCGUCUAUCGUUGCAGCAGUGCGCGGCAGCAACAUCACAUUCACGUGGGACGGCAUACUGCGAGGCUACGAGGGCGUCAGUGUGAUUGUCAACGAUGUGGAGAGAUACAGAGGCGUUCACGCUGGCAGCGAUGGAAACUUUACAUUGACACGGCAGGCUGCAGGUAGCCCGGAGUACUUCAGGUUUGGAUUCAUCAACUAUUUGCCGUUUGGCAGUGUGUCGUACAGCGACUUUACCAAAGCGGGCACUUGGUUUUCGAACGGGACGUGGAGUGAUCCUAUGCCCGGGCGUACUUUGUACUGA